CCUCCUCCGCGCUGCGCUCCCCACCCCCGCUCCAGGAGCCAGAAGAUGCAGACGAUACUUUUCCGGGAGGCAAGAGAGCGUCUUUACACAGGCACCGAGAAGCUCCCAGUGGGGUAUGCCUUAAUGGUGCCACUCUUGUCUGCGUCUACACUUAGGGGCUUGGCUUCUGACUUGGGGAGUGUACAGCUCUGCCCGGCGACAACCCAGCUUGGGAAGAGAAGCCCCAGCGUGGGUCAGGGCUCAAGACUCAGGGAGGCCGAACCCUGCGUGGGCGGCUCCGGGCGGGCGCAGCACCCCCAGGCACCGUCUCCUAGUGACCGCGGCGCUUACGGGCCCGGCGACCGUUGUCCGGGCGACUGCGCAGCGCAGGCACCCCCGCAGCCCCUCCCCUGGGCGCGCGCGCGACCUGGGUGCCAUGGCGGCGGCGGCAGUGACAGGCCAGCGGCCUGAGACUGCGACGGACGGGGAGGCCUCGAGGCCGCAGUGGGUGCCACCAGAGCACUGCCAGGCACAGGCGGCGGCCGGGCUGGGCGGCGGCGAGGACGCACCGGUGCGGCCACUGUGCAAGCCCCGCGGCAUCUGCUCGCGCGCCUACUUCCUGGUGCUGAUGGUGUUCGUUCACCUGUACCUGGGCAACGUGCUGGCGCUGCUGCUCUUCGUGCACUACAGCAACGGCGACGAGAGCAGCGACCCUGGGCCCCAGCUCCGCGCCCAGGGCCCCGGGCCCGCGCCUGCCUUAGGUCCCCUCACCCGGCUGGAGGGCAUCAAGGUGGGGCACGAGCGUAAGGUCCAGCUGGUCUCCGACAGGGAACACUUCAUCCGAACCCUCAGCCUCAAGCCGCUGCUCUUCGAAAUCCCUGGCUUCCUGACUGAUGAAGAGUGUCGGCUCAUCAUCCAUCUGGCGCAGAUGAAGGGGUUACAGCGUAGCCAGAUCCUGCCCACUGAAGAGUAUGAAGAGGCAAUGAGCACUAUGCAGGUCAGCCAGCUGGACCUCUUCCAGCUGCUGGACCAGAACCGUGAUGGGCGCUUGCAGCUCCGUGAGGUCCUGGCCCAGACUCGCCUGGGAAAUGGUUGGUGGAUGACUCCAGAGAGCAUUCAGGAGAUGUACGCCGCGAUCAAGGCUGACCCUGAUGGUGAUGGAGUGCUGAGUCUGCAGGAGUUCUCCAACAUGGACCUUCGGGACUUCCACAAGUACAUGAGGAGCCACAAGGCAGAGUCCAGUGAGCUGGUGCGGAACAGCCACCAUACCUGGCUCUACCAGGGUGAGGGUGCCCACCACGUCAUGCGUGCCAUCCGCCAGAGGGUGCUGCGCCUCACUCGCCUGUCGCCUGAGAUCGUGGAGCUCAGCGAGCCGCUGCAGGUUGUUCGAUAUGGUGAGGGGGGCCACUACCAUGCCCAUGUGGACAGUGGGCCUGUGUACCCAGAGACCAUCUGCUCCCAUACCAAGCUGGUAGCCAACGAGUCUGUACCCUUCGAGACCUCCUGCCGCUACAUGACAGUGCUGUUUUAUUUGAACAACGUCACCGGUGGGGGUGAGACUGUCUUCCCUGUAGCAGAUAACAGAACCUAUGAUGAAAUGAGUCUGAUUCAGGAUGACGUGGACCUCCGUGACACACGGAGGCACUGUGACAAGGGAAACCUGCGUGUCAAGCCCCGACAGGGCACGGCAGUCUUCUGGUACAACUACCUGCCUGAUGGGCAAGGUUGGGUGGGUGACGUAGACGACUACUCGCUGCACGGGGGCUGCCUGGUCACGCGCGGCACCAAGUGGAUUGCCAACAACUGGAUCAAUGUGGACCCCAGCCGAGCGCGGCAAGCGCUGUUCCAACAGGAGAUGGCCCGCCUGGCCCGCGAAGGGGGUGCCGACUCACAGCCCGAGUGGGCUCUAGACCGGGCCUACCGCGAUGCGCGCGUGGAGCUCUGAGGGGAGAGUUGGCCCUGGUUCCCAGCCGCGGGUCGCCAGCUGCCCAAGAUCGGAGAUCCAGCUGUCCUCCUGUCCUGUUGCAGACUAAAGGUCUGGCCAAUGUCUAGCCCCACCCUGCCAGCCGCGAUACGGCGUAGUUCCUAUAUUCAUGUUAUUUAUUGUGUACUGACCCCAUGCUGCCCCGUCAAAUAAAAAAACGACAAGGUUCG
Sapajus apella (tufted capuchin) is the source of this 2133-nucleotide messenger RNA. RefSeq names its product prolyl 4-hydroxylase, transmembrane (gene P4HTM). Gene Ontology annotation, cellular component: endoplasmic reticulum. Gene Ontology annotation, biological process: peptidyl-proline hydroxylation to 4-hydroxy-L-proline. Gene Ontology annotation, molecular function: L-ascorbic acid binding; iron ion binding; procollagen-proline 4-dioxygenase activity. NCBI's taxonomy places the organism in Eukaryota, Metazoa, Chordata, Mammalia, Primates, Cebidae. The coding region runs from base 416 to 1924 and encodes 502 amino acids. The record is from RefSeq and is a predicted model, not a curated record. The transcript has 9 exons.